AUGAGGUGGCACGCUCCACCUACCCCUGCUGUUACAGCUGUCUCCCUUGCUCUGCUUCCUCAGGAGGCUGAGCACCCCAUCGGUGUGUGUCGCGUCCCACCACUCACGUACCCGCUGCUCCCUACCCCUCUGGCUCUUCCUUCCCCUCCUGCCCUCCCUGCCCCUCCAACCCUUCCUGCCCCGCCUGCACCUCUUCCCUCUUCCCCUCUCUGCCUCCAGAGCAUUGUGCGCCAAGGGGGGAUAUGCAUGAAUGUGGGCGGGUCACGUGGGGAGAAGGAUUUUGCUGCUAGCGAGUCACUACUGUCGUGCAAAGCAGUCUUGAAGCCCCUCAGUCCUCACUGCAAGAAGAACCCAUCUUGUCACAGCCGUUUUCCCCCCACCCCACUCUGCCAGUACUCACCACAGUCAACCACCAUUCCACCUGCACCUGCACUCGCCUUGUAUCACGGCUGCAUGCACAGCGCAGCAGCACCUGCUAGAAUGGAUGUCCCCGUCUCCCUAUGCACCCCCUUCCUCCUCUCCCAUCCACCCCUCCCCCAUCUCCCCCUUAUCCCCCACUCGCGCUGCUGCCCACGCACUCGCGCUGUCGCCCUCGAUUUUGCUCGCGAGCCUGUCUCACAGCACCACCGUGCGUUUCAAGCGGCUCACUCGCUUCUGCUUCGGUGUCCGCCUCUCCUUCCCCCGUUUCACACCCAUGCUCUCCCACGUUGCCGCAUUCACCUGCACCCGCCCUCUCCCAUGCGGCCCACUUUGUUCCCCCAAUCGCGCCACCCCUCGAGCCCCUGGCACGCGCUCUCCCAGCUUUCCUCUCUCCCGCCCUUCUCCCGUCCCCCGCCCUCCUGCUUUGCCUCCUGCUCCCCCUUCUCCCACCCCUCGCCUCGUCUCCGCCAAACCCAACCCACGCACGCACGCCCGCAUCCUAACUUCCCGCUUCCCGCUCUGCGGCGCGAUCGCCCGUCACUGCUGCCCCCAUCAGCGCUCCCCAUCCUGCUGCUCUGCACGGUGCACAAACCUACUGCCGCGGACUCUCGAGGAGGCGGCGGCAGAGGUGAGAGUGCAUCGGGGAUGGCGGCAGUUGAGAAGUGA
Molecule: messenger RNA, 1086 nt
Organism: Closterium sp. Naga37s-1
Lineage: Eukaryota; Viridiplantae; Streptophyta; Zygnematophyceae; Desmidiales; Closteriaceae
Source: the annotation of a GenBank genome assembly